UCGAUUAAAUUAAUUGUACUAAACAAUUAUUUUUUUAGAAUUACUUUAUUUCUUACAUAACAAUAAAUAUUUAGUACAAUGGAAAAUGAAUAAUGAUGAUAUUAAUACUUAUUUGCCUUCCAUUUUAAAUCCAAGAGCGGUCAAAAUAUUCAACAAGGAUAUAUCACUUACUCAGAAUUCAACAGUUAGUCGUUCAUCUUUGACACUAAAACGAAACAAUACAAACAUAAAUGUCAACAACAGUAUAAACCAGGAUUAUAGUCUUGAUAAAGAAAAUUUAAGAAACAAAAUAAAUUGUUACCCAACUUUUGUACACAAUGUAGGGCAACAGAAAAAUAUUUCUGAUGUAAAUUCAUUAGGAUUUUCAGCUAUAGAAGACAUAAACAGUAUAAACGAUGUUUUUUCUCUUAGUAGUUUUCCUUUAAAGUUAGAAGUCCCUAAUAAAAAUACCGGUACUAAAAACAUUUGUGUAUUAUCAAUUCCAUCAACGCCUGAAUUACACAGAGAGAAAAGUAUUGAUAGUGAUAAAACUAUUAUUUAUGACGUACAUGAGAAACCAGUAAUAUCUCUUUCUUUCUCUGUUUCGAAUUGUGAUAAUGUUGAUAUAAAAACAAAAAAAAGUCACAUAAAAAAUAUAGUAUUAGCACAUAAUAAAACAGACAUAGAUGUAGACUGUGAAAUUUUAGAAGGAUCGGAGUUAUCCGAAGACACAAUAAAUAGUGAUAUAAAUAUGAAUGACUCUUUACUUAAUACAUCAAAACGAAAAGCAGUCUCUGUCAACUUAGAAAUUAAAAAACAAAAAGUGACAGGCACAGAAGAAAAACCUGAGAAUACGAAAAUUCUUAUUUUGAACACAAAUGCCAUUGAGAAACUUACACACAUUAUAGUCCAACCACCAAAUUAUAAAUUAGUGAAACGGAAAAUUAUUGAUACCGAUAAUUACAUUAACUCGAAACAAAAACCUUCUUAUGUGUCUGUUAUUAAGCAUGGGAAACAUGUUAAAAAUGAACAUUUGAAGCAGCAGUCUAUAGACACUUAUUUAAAAAGUAAUAACAUUUCGAAAAUAGAGCCCGUGGUUCCUGUGAAAGAUUCUGACUCAUUGGGUAAUGAUGCUCCUGCAAGUGUUUGUCAUGCUAAGAAACUAGGUCGUAACGAUGCGCAGGAAAUGAACAGGAAUUCAGUGGUUGCAGAUUUAAUUGGACGGACAUCACAUAAGCAAUGUCCUGAACCGUCAAGAUCUCCACGAAUUUCAUUGCCACGAUCACCAUCUCCGAAGCGGGAGGUGAAGUCAUCAAUUUCUGAAGCACAACGGGCUUCCUCGUCGAGAUCUAAAAAGGAUAGUGCGGGGUCUUUGUCACCUAGGAGAAAUAUAGAUUCCAUUCAAUUCACGCUUCCAGUUAAGUCUAAGUCGAAUAAGACAUCAGCUGUUGCGCGUAACAUUCCCUACCAUAAAAUAGUAACAGGGACACAUUUUGCCGUUGAUGCAUUUUCUUAUGGAGAAAUUCCAAACAUUAAACAUUAUUUCUUAACUCAUUUUCAUUCUGACCACUAUAUGGGACUAAACAGAAAUUUCAACAAAAUGUUAUUUUGUUCCAAAAUAACGGCGGAUUUAUGCGUUUUGCGUCUAGGAGUGAGUUUUAAACGUGUUCAUAUUAUAAACCUCGAUGAGACGAUUGUAAUCGAUGGCGUGGAGGUGACAGCGAUCGACGCGAACCACUGUCCCGGUGCACUCAUGUUCGUGUUUACGUUGCCAAAUGGAAAGAGUAUUCUUCACACCGGUGAUUUCCGUGCCUCUGAUGUCAUGGAAUCUUAUCCAGUAUUUUGGAAUAAAGACGUACACACAAUUUAUCUUGACACUACAUAUUGCAAUCCACGUUACGAUUUUCCAAAACAAGAUCAAAGCUUAGAGAUGGCAUUAAAUCUGCUUCGUGAGAAGAAAACAGCGCUCGAAAAGGUCGGGAAGAAGUUUUCUUCCGUACUCAUAGUCUGUGGCACAUACACCAUCGGAAAAGAGAAGUUCUUCCACGGCAUGGCACGUCGAGUGGGCUGCACUGUGUGGGCGUGUCCCGAGAAGGACCUCGUGCUGCAGACGGUUGAAGGUCGCAGUUUUAGCCUCGUACCCCCCCAGUCGUGUCAGCUGCAUGUCGUGCCAAUGCGGGAUUUGACUCAUGAGAAAAUGCGAAGUUAUCUGGCUAAUCUGAAGGGAGCAUUCAGUGAGGUUGUGGCAUUUAAACCAAGUGGCUGGGAAAACGGCAAGAGUCCAUCCGUUGAAAAAGACUCGGUCACUAUACAUGGUAUACCGUACAGUGAACACUCUAGCUUCUCGGAAUUGAUUCGUUUUGUCAAAUUCCUUAAGCCGAAGCAAGUUAUUCCGACUGUCUAUAUAUCCGGGGGUAUAAAAGCUGUGCAGAAAUAUUUCCCGUGUCCGUUGAUAAGCAAAGAAGAUAUUCAUUGUCAGAGCAAAUUAACGGAUUAUUUCACUAUACAGAACCAACAGCAAGUUCCCGCCGUCACUUAAAUAUUUAGGUACAAUUAAAAUAUUCUUAAGUUGACUUAUUGACUGUGAUGUUGUUUUGAUAUUUAUUUUUUUAUAUUAUAUUUUAUAUGACAUUUAUUUGUGAUUUAAAUAAAAGUCUCUGUGUCCGUCUAA
Vanessa tameamea is the source of this 2650-nucleotide messenger RNA. RefSeq names its product DNA cross-link repair 1A protein-like. Gene Ontology annotation, biological process: interstrand cross-link repair; double-strand break repair via nonhomologous end joining. Bases 86 to 2518 code for a protein of 810 amino acids. Lineage: Eukaryota; Metazoa; Arthropoda; Insecta; Lepidoptera; Nymphalidae. Gene Ontology annotation, molecular function: damaged DNA binding; 5'-3' DNA exonuclease activity. The record is from RefSeq and is a predicted model, not a curated record. The transcript has 12 exons.